This is a messenger RNA of Meriones unguiculatus (Mongolian gerbil), 933 nucleotides long. RefSeq names its product mitochondrial ribosomal protein S33 (gene Mrps33). The record is from RefSeq and is a predicted model, not a curated record. Gene Ontology annotation, cellular component: mitochondrion. The transcript is spliced from 3 exons. NCBI's taxonomy places the organism in Eukaryota, Metazoa, Chordata, Mammalia, Rodentia, Muridae. Bases 175 to 492 code for a protein of 105 amino acids.
GGCCCCGCCCCCAGGAACAUUAGUAGUUCCGGGUUGCCCUCCGGCUCCGCUCUAGCCACCGAGCUUCCGCCUCUCUCCUGCUCUCCGGAGCUGGGGGCCGGCGAGGAGGAGGGUCUUCCGGACGCGGGCGCGCAAGGUCAGGAGCAGGGAAUCUUGUUCCUCACUGCAUAAGAAAUGUCACUUUCAGAAUAUGCACUGCGCAUGUCCCGUCUGAGUGCCCGGAUCUUUGGUGAAGUGGCCAGGCCUACUGAUUCAAAGUCCAUGAAAGUGGUAAAACUGUUCAGUGAGCAGCCCUUGGCCAAAAGGAAAGAGACUUACGACUGGUAUCCAGAUCACAACCUAUACUUCGCGCUCAUGGCCAAGCUCCGUUUCUUUGGCCUUUACAGAGAUGAGCAUCAGGAUUUUAAGGAAGAACAAAGACGUAUAAAGAAGCUCCGAGGAAAGGGGAAACCAAAGAAAGGAGAAGGAAAAAGAGCUGCAAAAAGGAAAUAGUAUCAUCUCCUCAAGAAAAAAAAUUUCUUCCUCAGUGACUAAGAAAGUAUAUCUCAUCAUCUUUUCACAUAUUAGAGGAAUGUGACCUUCCUCAGUAGACAUCAGCCCUGUGUUCAUGUCCACCUCAGUUAAACUGUGACUGGCUUCUUGAAGAUAUUCUAAUCCUUCAAAAUUAUAUUGACCUUGGUUUUAUAAUCUAAAGCUUACCAAAUUCUAUCAUGAAAUGAAUAAACUAUUGUUUAGUGAUUUGUUGAAGAUGGGAAUGGAGGCUGGGAUUGGAGUAGGAACCUCCCUAAAUGAGUAUCCCACACUCUCUUUAUUCCUCCAUUGCUUCCCCACUAAACCCUAAACUUUCAUCUCUCUGAUCAUUGAGCCUCUGCCCUCACCAUCGAACUGACUCUUCUGAAGGUGCCGAACUUUGAUUAAAAGCUCUCUAAGAAA